AACCAUAUGAUAUGAUUUAAACAAGAGAGUUUAUAGUUUAGAGUGAGUGUAAGGAGAGAGCAAGAGAUGGCAAAGCCAGUGCAAAUUGAAGUUUGGAAUCCAAAUGGAAAAUACAGAGUUGUUAGCACAAAAUCUAUGCCUGGGACUAGAUGGAUUAAUCUUCUCAUUCAACAAGAUUGUCGUCUCGAAAUAUGCACUGAGAAGAAAACUAUUUUAUCAGUUGAUGACAUUCUUGCUCUUAUUGGCGAUAGGUGCGAUGGAGUCAUUGGCCAGUUGACAGAAGAUUGGGGAGAGACACUUUUCUCUGCAUUAAGCAAGGCUGGAGGGAAAGCUUUUAGUAACAUGGCUGUAGGAUACAACAAUGUUGAUGUCGAAGCUGCUAACAAGUAUGGUGUUGCUGUUGGAAAUACACCUGGAGUACUGACAGAGACUACAGCAGAGUUAGCGGCUUCACUUUCUUUAGCUGCAGCAAGAAGAAUUGUGGAGGCAGAUGAGUUCAUGAGAGCUGGAAAAUAUGAAGGAUGGCUUCCACAUUUGUUUGUGGGGAACUUACUUAAAGGACAAACGGUUGGCGUAAUUGGGGCUGGUCGUAUUGGAUCUGCUUAUGCUAGAAUGAUGGUUGAAGGCUUCAAAAUGAACUUGAUAUACUACGACCUGUAUCAAUCUACUCGUCUAGAAAAAUUUGUGACAGCCUAUGGUCAGUUUCUGAAAGCCAAUGGUGAACAACCUGUAACAUGGAAAAGAGCUUCAUCCAUGGAGGAGGUCCUCCAAGAGGCUGAUGUGAUAAGUCUACAUCCAAUCCUUGAUAAAACAACGUACCAUCUUGUGAACAAAGAACGGCUAGCACUGAUGAAGAAGGAAGCAAUACUUGUGAACUGUAGUAGGGGGCCCGUGGUUGAUGAAGUAGCUCUUGUUGAGCAUCUGAGGGAAAAUCCCAUGUUCCGUGUUGGCCUUGAUGUCUUUGAGGAUGAGCCCUACAUGAAACCCGGUCUUGCAGACAUGAAGAAUGCUGUUGUGGUGCCCCACAUAGCUUCUGCUUCUAAGUGGACUCGCGAGGGAAUGGCUACACUUGCUGCUCUGAAUGUCCUGGGAAAAAUUAAAGGGUAUCCAAUUUGGAGUAAUCCAAACAGUGUGGAGCCGUUCUUAAAUGAGAAUGCGUCGCCCCCUGCUGCAUGCCCGAGCAUUGUGAAUUCAAAAGCUUUAGGCUUACCUGCUUCAAAGCUGUGAAGUUGAAAUGUUUUAAGUGAUUCAACUUAUAUAUGUCAGACUAUUGGAAGGAGUUGAUAAUGUUUGCUAUAUAUCAUUUGUGUA
This is a messenger RNA of Solanum verrucosum, 1311 nucleotides long. Its product is annotated as glycerate dehydrogenase. Gene Ontology annotation, molecular function: hydroxypyruvate reductase (NADH) activity; hydroxypyruvate reductase [NAD(P)H] activity; NAD binding. Gene Ontology annotation, cellular component: cytosol. The coding region runs from base 67 to 1227 and encodes 386 amino acids. The transcript is spliced from 13 exons. Lineage: Eukaryota; Viridiplantae; Streptophyta; Magnoliopsida; Solanales; Solanaceae. The record is from RefSeq and is a predicted model, not a curated record.